GACACGUUGGACGAGGCGCGGGGAAGGGCAGCAAGCAGGCACAGUUUCAAGACGAAACUGUCGAAGGAAAUCGAGACCGUGGGUUCACGUGCAAGCCCGGCAUGGUCGGGCACGAGGACGAGGGCCAGAAUGUUUGCGAGGGCCAGAGCAACGGGUGGCUACUGUGCCCAGCGGCGAAGCCCCUGGCGACGGGGGCGCAGCCGGAUAGGGAGGGCAUCGGCGAGGGCCGCGAGUACGGCGGGAACACGAUG
Messenger RNA from Prorocentrum cordatum, 251 nucleotides. The record is from the annotation of a GenBank genome assembly. NCBI's taxonomy places the organism in Eukaryota, Dinophyceae, Prorocentrales, Prorocentraceae.